AUGGCCAGCUACACGUCCGCCCAGAGCGACGACCACCUCACCUUUGCCACCCCGAACGCACCCUCCGGCUCAUUCGGCACUGGCGCAGGCGCUGUCACCGGCAGCAAGGUCCCUCGCAACUUGUCUGGAAUCCUUUUUGGCAGGCCAAACUUGUCUGGAUCGAGUGAGAGUGCUUCUCUGAUACCUCGAGAGCGAAGCCGGUCUCCGAUACGCAAUUAUACCGCCAACCUCGACCAGAUUACGGACGAAGAUGAGAGCGAGCGGGGACAAUCUGGAGGUCAUGACCAGUAUGAGAACUCAGCGUCCGGGGCGGGGCAAGGGAGGAGGCCGACGAAGAAGAAGAGUCUGACUUUGACGUAUGCGAAGAAGAUCAAGCAGAGGUCAAAGUAUUAUGUGCCGAUUACGGAGUGGCUACCGAAUUACAGUUGGUCGUUGUUCUCAGGGGAUGCGAUAGCGGGGGUUUCGGUGGCAUGUUUGCUCAUACCUCAAGCUAUAUCUUAUGCUAGUGGUCUGGCGCGGUUGACGCCCGUUGCGGGAUUGUGGUCGACCGCAAUACCGGCUUUGAUGUAUGGCGCGAUGGGAACCUGCCGCCAACUAUCGAUCGGCCCGGAAGCAGCCUUGUCCCUCCUUAUCGGCCAGAUGAUCCAGGAAGCAGUCUACGGCGAUCCUCACAGUGUGCCAGCCCAUCCGGAUUUGGAGGCUGCUGCCAUUGCUCUGAUAACCACCUUCCAAAUAGGCGUUAUCACGAGUCUGCUUGGGCUGCUUCGGCUUGGCUUUUUGGAUGUCGUCUUGUCGAGAGCGCUGCUUCGAGGUUUCAUCACUGCCGUUGGUGUCAUUAUUUUCAUCGAACAGCUCGUCCCCAUGCUCGGCCUAGCGACCCUUCUCUCCCAUUCCGUCUCGCCUCCAACUCGACCCCUCAGCAAACUCUUGUUCAUCUUCUCCCACACUCCUCAGAUCAACAAAGCUACCGCCAUUCUGAGCUUUACGAGCUUGACGUUCUUGAUAGCUUCGAGGGUGAUCAAGCAGAAGAUCGCGCAGAGGCCGGGUGGUUUUUGGAUCAAGUUUGUCCCGGAGAUCUUGCUUUUGGUAGUGGGGACUACAAUCCUUACGGAAACUCUUGGGUGGAACAAUCUUGGCGUGGAAGUGCUUGGCAAGAUUAAGGGCGGCUCAAGUCUGCCUUUCGGCUGGCCCAUCUACUCGCGGACCAUCCAGUAUUUCAACUUCACCCUUCCUACUGCGUUCGUAAGCGCGGUUGUGGGUGUUGUCGACUCGAUCGUGGCUGCGAGGGAGAAUGCGUCAAAGUACGGUUAUGCGGUCUCGCCUAAUCGAGAGCUCGUCGCCUUGGGGGCUGCAAACUUGUCUGGCUCAGUUCUCGUCGGCACAGGUGCAAUUCCGGUAUUCGGUUCCAUCACUCGUUCCAGACUGAAUGGCCAGAUCGGAAGUCGAACGCAGAUGGCAAGCAUCGUUACCAGUUUCUGCAUGAUCUUCACCAUCUUCUUUCUCUUACCACACCUCUUCUACUUGCCGAAGGCGGUUCUGGCGGCUAUCAUCACGGUGGUUGUAUAUGCUAUCUUGAAUGAAGCGCCGCAUGAGAUCAUCUACUUCUGGAAGAUGGGCGCUUGGACAGACUUUGCGCAGAUGGUGAUGACUUUCUUCUUGACUCUGUGCUUCUCCAUUGAGGUCGGCCUCGUUGUCUCCGUUAUCUUCUCCCUCAUCCUAGUCAUUCAAAAAUCCACUCAAACCCGUAUCAAAAUCAUCGGCCGUCUCCCCGGUACCCAAACCUGGGUCCCCCUCGACUCGGACGACUCUGCCCAAGAAGAGAUCCCCGGUGUGCUCGUCGUUCGUAUCCGGGAGAACCUCAAUUUCGCAAAUACGGGCCAGCUAAAGGAGAGGCUGAGGAGGUUGGAGUUGUAUGGCAUGGGAAAGAGUCAUCCGAGUGAUGAGCCGAGGAGGGAGAGUGCCAAGGCGUUGGUUUGGCAUAUGGGAGAUGUGGAAGAAAUUGAUGCUUCUGCAAUGCAGAUCCUUUACGAACUUACGAAGGCGUAUGAUGAGAGGGGCGUCGGAGUGCAUUUCGCGCAUCUGGGGCCAGAACAGAUGAAGAGCUUUGAGAUUGCUGGUAUCACUGGGAUCCUCGGGCCUGCUCAUUUCCAUCAAGACCUAAGUGCUGCUAUGAGAGAAGUGGAGACCAUGGGAUAUGGGACAAGCAUCUUCGCGAGGUUUGAGGAUAAUGCCUAA
This is a messenger RNA of Cryptococcus wingfieldii CBS 7118, 2235 nucleotides long. Its product is annotated as endoplasmic reticulum protein. Gene Ontology annotation, cellular component: membrane. The coding region runs from base 1 to 2235 and encodes 744 amino acids. Lineage: Eukaryota; Fungi; Basidiomycota; Tremellomycetes; Tremellales; Cryptococcaceae. The transcript is spliced from 14 exons. Gene Ontology annotation, molecular function: sulfate transmembrane transporter activity. The record is from RefSeq and is a predicted model, not a curated record. Gene Ontology annotation, biological process: transmembrane transport.